This is a messenger RNA of Racocetra persica, 388 nucleotides long. NCBI's taxonomy places the organism in Eukaryota, Fungi, Glomeromycota, Glomeromycetes, Diversisporales, Gigasporaceae. The record is from the annotation of a GenBank genome assembly.
UUAGAUAAUUUACAAUUUAAAGCUCGUACCAAUUGUCAACCAAAUUACCUACCUUCUGUAGAAUUGCAAAGCCAAUAUACUUAUACUGAAAAUUUACAAAAUCAAAUUUCUCAAGUUUAUAAAUCACUAAAUCAUCAUGACAAUACUGAAUCUUCGCCUUUUACCGCCAAUAACAAAUAUUCUUCUAAUCAAAGAAUUAAAUCUGGCAUCGAUCCUUUACUUGAUCUGUCUAAUGGUUAUGGCAAAUGUUCUUCUAAUCAUAGAAAUGAACCCAGCAUCGAUCCUUUGCUUGACCAAUCUAACAUUUAUAGCAAACGAUCUUAUAAUCAAAGCUAUUUGCAUUUCGAUGAAGAUGAAUUUUCAGAAGAUGAAAUCUUUUCUUUACUCG